This is a messenger RNA of Magallana angulata, 2595 nucleotides long. RefSeq names its product kyphoscoliosis peptidase-like. NCBI's taxonomy places the organism in Eukaryota, Metazoa, Mollusca, Bivalvia, Ostreida, Ostreidae. The record is from RefSeq and is a predicted model, not a curated record. The transcript is spliced from 5 exons. The coding region runs from base 218 to 2179 and encodes 653 amino acids.
UUUGGUAUCUAAUGCAAACUAUUUAGGAAAAUUGGUCGUUUAAAUGUCUGUGGCAAUCUUGUCCAGCGUAGAUCAAACGCUGUAAAUAUUUAAAGGUCGCCAUGAGGAUCUGCCAAGGACACUUUUGGACAGGAAUCGAUCUAAAGGCUUAGCUGAACAAUUGAUGGGUUAAGUGACAAUAUUUCAUCUUCCCAGCACAACAAGAUAAACAGUAAUUAUGGGAUGUGGCUCAUCAACACCGACUUCUACCACUCCAAAAACCAAAAGUAGUAAUCAAAAUGACGUCAUAGUUACGUCAGACGUUACCGAGCAAGACUUUGCCUCAUCGACAACAAAGUCAAAGAAAGCAUCAUCACAAACCAAUGGAACUGCGCAAACUAUCAAGCCCAAAUCCAAUGGUACAACGCAGCAUCAAGUACAGCAACAAAAUGGUUCAGCAAAGUCUUCGAGUGGGGUUAACGUUGUAUUAUCAGCUAAAUCUUCAUCAUCGAGCAGGUCUCGAAAAGACGACAUUAUUGUUGAAAACGUCGAGGAAAUUGCAGGGGAUAAUGUCAAACCAAAGCCAUCCAGGAAAAAGAAAUCGCAAAUCAUGUCUAAUCCUGAUAUGUUUAAGAACAUAGACAGUCACGUUGCAAGAACACCAGCUUCUGUGUGUAGCUCAAUACCAACUCUGACCGAAUACCUGAUAAAGCCCGCCCGGACACCACUGGAGAGAGCCCGGGCCAUAUACAAAUGGGUCACGACAAAUAUAGCGUAUGAUGUUGAUGGGUACAUGGGAAGAAGCGAGAAGAAAUCGUGCGAUUCUGGAAAUGUCCUACAGAGCCGAACCAGCGUUUGCUCUGGAUACAGCAAUCUCUUCGAAAGUCUUUGUCGAUGCGCCCAUGUACCUGUAAAGGUCAUAAACGGAUAUGCGAAGGGAUUCAGUCACAAAAACAAGGACGAAAUUGAUCUUUCUACUCUGCAAACUAACCAUGCCUGGAACGCCAUCUUUGUUGAAGGAGAAUGGCGAUUGGUGGAUUGUACGUGGGAUGCUGGUUAUAUCGAUGGCAAGUCUUUCCACUGGCGCAAGAAAGACUACUACUUUCUUAUGGACCCCGAGUACUUUAUAAGCACGCACCUGCCAUACAUGAACAACGAUCUGACCACUAGCGAAACAUGGCAGCUAUUGGAUAAACCUGUGGAUCCGAAAACCUAUUUCAAAUCUGUAAAAUUAGAGGAAGGUUCCGUAAACUUUGGAGUAUUCCCUCGUUCUCAUAAAGACACUAUAAUACACAUGAAAGGAGAAGUUUGUAUAGAAAUACAAAAGUUUACCUCCGGAGAGAUUGAAGAUACAUUAUUAACAUUCAAGAACGAAGAAGGUACAAAGGAAUACAAAGAUUGCGUAGCUACGGAGAGGUCCGGAAAUGACAUCAUCAAAUUUCACGUGCGGCCACCUAAACCUGGAAAUUACAAGCUUAACCUGUUUAUCUAUGCUACCGGAGAAAAGAAAGAAUGGCCACAACUGUUCAAUUAUGAAAUUAAAUGCGACAAAGUUAUGGACAAUUUGGUUCCGUUUCCAGACUAUCGACAGAUAUAUGGCCCCAAACCGGAAUACAAAGAGCUAGGGUUUGGAGAGGGUGUUAAAGACCAAUCUUUUUACACCACUAAUUCGGGGGAAGUGGAAAUUGUACUUCCUACUCUUCGACAAAUGUCUGUUCUUUGUACACUAGAGGACGCAAAUUCCAACAAAAUUCAAAAUGCCGUGUUUCAACAAUCCACCGAGAACUCAAUCUUCUUGUCAGCAAGGCUUCCUCAAAAAGGAUAUUAUAAACUUAUCAUAUUUGCUGAAAAAGAGAAUAAACAUGUUGUAGGAAUAACAUACAUGAUAUACUGCUCCAACAUUGUCGGUAAAUUCAUGGCUUUUCCGGUCCAAUAUGGAGGCAAAGCCACUGAAUAUCGAGUAAUACUUCAUGAACCAAAAGUGAAAGAAAUUCCCGCCAAUAGUACUGUAGUUUUUCGGUUUUCUUCACCGGUUUUAAAAUCUGUUCAAGCAGGAUCAAAAGUCUUUAAGAAAACAAACGACAAAGACGACUGGGAAAUCAGUGUUGAUACCCCUGAAGCAGGAUCACAGUUCAAUUUGUUUGGAAGUGAUGAAGAAAGCGGAACUAGAAGUGGGCUAUUUGGGUACAUUACAAAAUAAUCUAGAAAUACAUAUACGGCAAUUACACAUCCAACAGCCUUUAACUUGUGCACUAGCAUUUAUACCUAUAGAUAAUUUUUGUUUUGUCAAAUCUAAUGCUUUUCUCUUAAUAGGGUUGAAAUUUUCAUGCGCAUCAAACAAAAAGUUUUGUAAAAGAGCCCAGUCUUAAAUAACAAAAUAUACUUCAUGUUAAUAACACAAAUAACGAUUUUAAAAACUUAUAGAACUUUUUAAUGUUGUACAAUGUAUGUAAAAGAGUAAUUUUAUUUCGUGUACUAAUAAAGUAACAAUUUUUCUCAGAAUAUAUUUACUGCAGUGUUACAUAUAUAAUGUAAAAAGUCAUGCACUUAAAAUGUCUAGAACAAUAAAAAUCUUGCAAUGAGAUUUUACAAAAAGUUGUUAAUUACACGCUCAUA